UGUAUCCGUUAAGGGUAGAUGUCAAAUACUCAGACGCGCAGCGAUGACGCAGUCUAAUAAACGGUUGUAACGGACGUGCAUCUUUUAUUUAGCAGUGGCGAACGCGGAAAAUAAAAUAUCACAUUUUGGACACUAAAGUGCGUAAAUAGUUAAAAAAAUGUCGGUCGGACAAAUGCGGGAGUUUGUGCUGAAAAGUGGUAACUGGUCAGGUUAUGUGGAAAGACUGGAAAUGUACUUUUUAGUAAAUAAAGUGUCGGAGGAUUUAAAAUUGCCAACGUUAAUUUCCGUUAUGGGGGAAGAAUCAUAUGAACUGUUGUCAACGUUAUCCAGCCCUAAGAAACCUUCAGAAUUAACGUACACAAAAGCUGUGGAACUAUUAGAAACUCAUUUGCAACCUAAACCGUCGGUACUAGCCGAAAGGUACAAAUUUCGGCAGCGGCGGCAGCUCAACAACGAAUCAAUAUCGGAUUACGUAACCGAGUUAAAAAAGUUGUCAAAGAACUGUGAAUUUAAAACUUCAUUAGAUGAGAAUCUUCGCGACCAACUUGUUUGUGGAAUAAAAAGCGAUAUCAUAAGACAACGUUUGUUUGCAGAAGAAGGUUUACUCUAUAGUCGAGCUGUUUCGUUGGCAUUUUCAUUGGAAGCGGCGGAGCGGGACGCGAUGGCCGUGGAGCGCGGGAGCGACCAGUUGUCGGAGGGAGUGCACAAGAUGCAUCUUACCGAGUGUCCAAAGUGUGGAGACAGUAGGCAUCGGACCACCGAUUGCCCAUACAAGGAUUACGUGUGCAGCCUAUGUCAAGAACUCGGUCACUUGAGACGAAUGUGUCCAAGGAGAGGAUCCAGGAGUGUGGACUACAACCAAGGGAGGUGGCCAGGAAUGGCGGGAGCAGCUGGGGGCCACUACGAACAGCGAGCGGCACGCGGGCGCGGGGCGCGCGGCGGCGGGGGCUCGUGGCGCGGCGCGGGGCGCGGGCGGCGCGGCGCGGGGCGCGGGGGGCGGCCGGCCCCACUCAACUUGCUGGUCGAGCAAGGCGAUGACGUCACGGCGGACUGCCCAGCUGAUGAGUCGUGCAGCUAUCCGGACGAGUUUAAAGAAGAAGAGCCUAUGUACCAAAUGUCGUUAGGCCAAUAUAAACCGGCAUAAGUCGCUGUUUGAUGGCACAUUGGGCAAAUACACGGGAGGUCAAGCGGAUCUGUGCGUGCGAGAGGGCGCGCAGCCAAUAUUCUGUCGCGCGCGGCCGCUGCCCUACGCCCUGAAGGCGCGGGUGGACCGCGAGCUGGACGCCAUGCUCGCCGCCGGCGUCGUGGAGCCCGUCACGCGCUCCGACUGGGCCACGCCACUCGUCGUGGUCAACAAAGCUGAUGGGGGCUUGAGAAUAUGUGCCGACUACAAGGUAACCCUGAACAGAGUCUUAGAGGUUGACAGAUUUCCAGUACCAAAAGUGGAUGAUUUGUUUAGUAAUCUAAGCGGGAAUAAAUAUUUCACCAAAAUAGAUCUCUCACAUAUAAUCAUAUAUUAUUAUCUGAAGAUUCUAGACGGUACACGGUGAUUAAUACACACAGGGGAUUGUUUAAAUAUACGAGGCUAGUCUAUGGCUUGUCAUCAAGUCCGGGAAUUUUUCAAAAGAUGAUGGUUUCCUUGUUUCAAAACGUACCUGAUGUUAUCGUAUUUUAUGACGAUAUUCUAAUAAAAAGUAAGGAUUUUGAUGGUCAUCUGAAUUCCUUAAGGGAAGUUUUUAAAAUCUUAGAAGAGAAUGGUUUAAAAAUAAAGAGGAGCAAAUGUGAUUUUUUUGCAAAAGAGGUCAAAUAUUUAGGAUUUAUAAUCGAUGUAAAUGGGGUCCGCGUAGACCCAGAGAAGGUUAAAGCGAUAACGACUAUGCCACCGCCUAGCACAGUUACAGAGUUAAAGUCUUUCAUAGGAAUGGUAAUGUUUUAUGGAAAAUUUAUUAAGAAUUUGAGCACUCAUUUAGCACCUCUAUACGAGCUAUUAAGAAAGGGUAAGCAUUGGAGAUGGGGUGUAGAACAAAACGUAGCUUUCGAAAAAAUAAAAAAGCUAUUAUGCAGUACGGAGGCUCUAGUGCACUUUGACAUGGAACAGGAGUCGGUGCUGACGGUAGACGCGAGCGCGCGGGGGCUCGGCGCCGUGCUGUCCCAGCGGGGCGCGGGGGGCGCCGAGCGGGUCGUCGCCUACGCCUCGCGGUCGCUGGGGCCGCAUGAGAUCCAUUAUAGCCAAAUUCAUAAGGAGGCGUUGGCUAUUGUGUUCGCAGUUGACAAGUUUCACCAGUAUUUAUUCGGUAGAAAGUUUCUUCUGCGUACAGAUCACAAACCUCUGGUCAGUAUAUUUGGCCCCAACAUUGGUAUUCCGAGAGCAGCAGCCAGUAGACUACAGCGUUGGGCAAUUAAGCUGUCGGCUUAUGAUUUUACCAUUGAGUAUGUUAAAACAGAUAAAAAUACGGCGGAUGUUUUAUCGAGAUUAAUUAAUUCUCAAAAAGAAGUGGUUGCGUCAGAAAAUAACGAUUUACCGGAACAAACUUAUCUGCAUUUCUCAACGGACGCAUUGUUACUGGAUUACAAUGUUUUAAAAAAAGAAACACGCGGUGACCCAAUUUUAAGUAGGGUUUUAAGUUAUAUAGUAGAUGGUUGGCCGGUAGAAGUAGAUAUUAAGGAACUUAAACCUUAUUUUAACAGAAGAACAGAACUAUACACAGAACUUGGAUGCAUUAUGUGGGGACACCGAGUUGUCAUACCAACUGCAUGCAGGGCGAAGGUAAUGACUGAACUACAUGACCCACAUAUGGGCAUUGUUAAAACCAAGUCUCUUGCCCGUAGUUACGUAUGGUGGCCGGGGGUGGACGAGGCCGUGGAGGCGGCCUGCCGGCAGUGCGCCGUGUGCGCGGCGGUGGCCGACGCGCCGCCGGGACACGCUCCACGCUCAUGGCCGUGGCCAUCGAGACCCUGGUCCAGAUUACAUCUAGAUUUCUUAGGACCAAUAGAAGGGCUGACCUAUUUAGUGGUAGUAGACUCAUGUUCCAAAUGGAUAGAGGCGAUUCGAAUGAAAAGAACUACGGCUCAAGCGGUGAUAACAGUACUCAGGGAUAUAUGGGCAAAAUUUGGCCUGCCAAAACAAACCGUAAGUGAUAACGGGCCGCCGUUUUCAAGUGUAGAAUUUCAACAAUUUUUAAGUCAUAAUGGUAUUGAACACAUAUUUUCGUCACCGUAUCAUCCGGCAUCUAACGGCGCCGCUGAAAAUGCGGUAAAAAUCUGCAAACGGGCUAUUAAAAAGGCAUUAAAACAGAAGUUAGAUGUAGAUGUUGCUCUUAAUAGAUUUUUGUUAGCAUAUAGGAACACAGAACAUGAAACUACAGGUGACAGUCCAGCGAGCAUAUUGCAAGGGCGGAACCUUCGCAUGAGGUUAGAUAAUUUGAAACCGGACAGAGAAGCUCGAGUGGCCACUCGACAGGCACGCAGUGAGGCCCUGGCGGGGGGGGCGCAGCGCCAGCUCGACGUGGGUGCCCCGGUGUGGUACCGAGAGUACCGCAGCGUAGAUAAAUGGGUAGCGGGUACAAUCGUUGAUAAAUUAGGAAACACCGAUUACCGUGUGCGAUCUAUUUUUGGUACUGAAAUCCACAGGCAUAUUGAUCAACUGAGACUCAGGUUUACGGGUGCUGUAGAGGGUACAUCUUCUGACAGACAAGCAAGUGUAGAUCUUAGACAAGUAGAAAAGACUAGAUGUUCACGUAAAUCGUUAACGUUUCCCAUAGCGAGUGGCGAGGAGACGGAAGGAGACGUGAGCGCAGCCCCGGGGUCGCCGCCGGUGGAAGAGGUGGCAACUUCACCUCAAACUAGCUCUUCGUAUCAGCCCAAUGUGCCAGAAAAUAUCGACGUGUGCACUGGUAGUAGUAGUACCGAGAGUACAACACGCAGAUACCCAUUAAGAGAUCGUAAACAGGUUGUUCGUUAUGGUUUUCAAGAAAUUGAUUAGUUAACUAGUAAUAGCCUAUAUGUCAAUACUACUAUUGUAAUACCUAACAGUUAAAAUGUAUACUUACUUACUUAAGUACUGAAAAUUGUAAAUUAUAUUAAACGUUAUAUUAUAAAUAAGGAGCUAAUUAACUUUCAAAACUAUACAAGAUUGUUUUUUGGUCUGUUACUAUCAAUAUUUAGUUAUGUAAGAUUAAGUGAUUAUCUAAUUUCGACGAUCUCGAUCAGUAGGCAUAAUUAGAGUAUCCAUUGUUGAUUAGUAAUUAAGGGUGGAGGUGUUGUGUAUCAAUAUUGUAUCCGUUAAGGGUAGAUGUCAAAUACUCAGACGCGCAGCGAUGACGCAGUCUAAUAAACGGUUGUAACGGA
This is a messenger RNA of Plutella xylostella (diamondback moth), 4347 nucleotides long. RefSeq lists its product as uncharacterized. The record is from RefSeq and is a predicted model, not a curated record. NCBI's taxonomy places the organism in Eukaryota, Metazoa, Arthropoda, Insecta, Lepidoptera, Plutellidae. Gene Ontology annotation, molecular function: nucleic acid binding; zinc ion binding.